AUGGCGUCGAUUUUGUCGUGCGGCGUGACGUCGAACGACGGGUUCCAGACGUCGAUUCCAACGGGGGCCAUACUGAUCUUUUGCAUCUGGACGCCGUUGUUGCCGUGGACGAACGCCCCGUCCGGGCCCACCACGCCGCCCAUGAUCUGCGUGAGCUCUUUCUUUGGCCGCUGUUCGAUCACGAUCUCGUCGCCUGUGGAUCGGGUGAAGUCGAUCGUCGUGGUUGGGGCCGCGCCGAUAAAUUUGAUCGACGGAUACAGCGACGCAAUCAGCGACAGCUGGAACGUGCCGAUCUUGUUGGCCAGGUCGCCGUUCUUGACGAUGCGGUCUGCUCCCACGAUGAUGAACUUGAUUGGUGCCGCGCUUGGCAACGACCGGUUGGCCUUGUUUUUGGCCAGAGAGUCCACCAAAAACGACACCAUGUUGUCUGUGAUGAGACUGAAUGGGAUCUUCUCGUACUGCAGCUCGUACGCCGUCAGCCGCGAGCCCUGGUUGUACGGCCGUGUCUCGCACGCGUACACAUGGGCCAUCUUCGUGGCCCUGUGCUGGGCCUCCUGGUGCAACGCUCUGAUGAUCCCCAGGGCUGUUCCGUAG
Ogataea philodendri is the source of this 594-nucleotide messenger RNA. RefSeq lists its product as uncharacterized. The coding region runs from base 1 to 594 and encodes 197 amino acids. The transcript has a single exon. The record is from RefSeq and is a predicted model, not a curated record. NCBI's taxonomy places the organism in Eukaryota, Fungi, Ascomycota, Pichiomycetes, Pichiales, Pichiaceae.